Messenger RNA from Capsaspora owczarzaki ATCC 30864, 2107 nucleotides. RefSeq lists its product as hypothetical. The transcript has a single exon. The coding region runs from base 103 to 1944 and encodes 613 amino acids. The record is from RefSeq and is a predicted model, not a curated record. Gene Ontology annotation, molecular function: coenzyme A diphosphatase activity. Lineage: Eukaryota; Filasterea; Ministeriida; Capsasporidae.
CGCACUCCUCUUUCCUUUCUUUCGGUCAUUUCCCAUUUCCUCGUUCAAUACACUCCGAAUCCUCGCACACACACACAAACAAUUCUACACGCACACUAAUCCAUGCUGCCGACGUCGCUGCUGCUGCGCGAUCCGUUUCUGAAGGCGCUGCUGAGCACCGCGUCGUCGUGGAACUUUGAUGACCGCGCCAAGCCAUCUUCGCUUUCUUCCUCCUCCACGUCCUCGUCCACGUCCUCGUCCUCUGCGUCGUCUGCGAACUCGAGUGGACGUCGCUUGGCUUCCAUUUCCAUCAUUCUGCGCCUGCCCGCGUCCGCCGUGCACCACUCCACGCCCAACACUGCUGCUGCUGCCGCCGCUGCUUCGACUACUUCGCCGCUGUCAUCGUCCUGGUCGGCUGUCUCUGCCUCGUCCACCAAACCCUCGUCCUCGUCUUCGUCUUCGUCUUCGUCCUCGUCCUCGUCCUCAUCCUUCUCGACAGUCUCCAACGCGACCAGCACGCCCGGUGUCCUCGUCUCGGGUUCGUCAGAGUCGCCGUCGCCAGUCUCGUCCGUCGAGUCUGUUUCGCCCGUCUUGCGCCCCGCGUCACCAAUUCUACAACCUGCUACACCUGCUGCUGCUGCUACUACUGCAACCACCUCCUCCGCCACGUCCACCACGUCGUUCUCUGUAUUGUCCGCUUCGUCGUCGGCUGUGCUGCCAAAUUUCGUGCUGGGACCGCCGGGCGUUCGCUCCGUCCCGCCGCGCGCCCCGGUCGCUCUGUCGCGCACGUCCCUCUCGCUCUUGCAGCGAAACGGCCUCGUGGUUCCCGCGCCCAUUCCCGCCUCAACGUUGACUGCAUCGGCACCUUCUGCCUCGGCUUCGUCGUCUCUUGGAAACUCGGAAACGCCCGCCACGCCCAUCGGCCAACCUCCGACUGCAGCCAGCCUGGCGCUCUCGCGUGCCGAAAUUCUGUACCUGAAACGCGUCGAGCGUGCUGGAGACCCCUUCUCGGCGGAUGUGUGCUUCCCAGGCGGGCACAUCGAAGCUGGCGAGACGCCGUUGCAGGCGGCCAUUCGCGAAACAAGAGAGGAAACUGGGCUCGAUGUCGAUCCAACUCGCGUCGACUCGCCCUUUAUGCUGAUUGGCCAGCUCAAACCACACACAGCCGGUCGCUCGCGCAAGUAUACAGUGCACGUGUUUGUCUUUGUCCAGGUGUGCCACGAAACGCCGCCGCUCCAUCUCGCAGAAACGGAAAUUGCCGCCUACCGCUGGGUCCCCGUCACGGCAUUCCUAGCGCCGCAUCUACACCUGCACCAGCACCAGAGCCUUCUUCCUGGUCUGAGCUUGAGCAACAGUGCUAGUUCGAAUGCUGCGUCGCACCCGUCCGGCAUCAACCCGGCACAGCUCGCCACCGCGCCAACGUCCCCCAGCUCCAACAUGACUGUCUAUGCCGCGUCUGCCUCGUCAGGUGUGGUGGAUUGGUUUGACUUUACCAUCUUCCCGUCGUCUUGGGUGUGCACCGUGCUUGCCAUCAUUGGCAUCAACCCCCUCAUCAUGCCGUGCGUCUUUUUGCCCGCGUCGUCGCAUGACACACUUGCAAGCCCCCUGGUGAUGACCUCCUCGUUCUCGGCAGGGAGCUCUACGGCCCCAGGCGAACCCAGCCAGCGUCUCGCCAUGGGGACGACGCAAGACUCGCACACCAUCUUCCGUCUCUGGGGCCUGACGCUCGAUAUUACCUCGGAGCUGCUCAUCCAGACGGUCAACAGGGCGCCUCUCAAUCGUCCAAUGUUCCUGACCUCGUCCGUGUAUUGGAAUGUGGUCUUUUCGCUCUUCCAGCGUCUCGCCGGCCGUGCCGUUCCCUCCAUCCCCAUCGCUGCUCUUUCUGGGCUACUUGCUCCGUUGUUGCUUACUGCGGGCAGCUAUUUCACCUGGAAGGCGCUGCACACCAUGCUGCUCCGCAGUUAGGAAGUCGACUCUGGUUUUUGUCAAUUCCUGUGCUCCAAAAUGCCAAAACAGGUGUAACACCAUUGUAUAAUUGUGUAUAUUGUGGAAAUCAAAUCUUCCAGAUGUUGUACAACAAUUCCAUGUUGAAAGCGAAAAUGCAAACUUUUAUCAAAACAAAAAUAAC